AACACGAAUUGCUUUGAUCAUUUUUUUAACCGCAAAAAGUGACAUUCCAGUAGGUACCAAAUUGUUUUGUUCUAUCUACUGAUUCAGGACGAUGGCUAGCUCUGGCUAUUCUUACAAUGGCAAACUGUAUAGGCCGUGCGCCACUGUGGCCGACGAGAAUAGUUUUUUCCAUUCGGCCUUCGGAAUUAGAGCCGCUGAGGGCGAAACCUACUCCGAUAAACACUAUAAAGUUAAGCGCAUGCGCUGGGCUGCAUUCCUGACUUAUUUCGAAAAUGAGGAAAUGCCGGUUGUUCUAGCAGAUAUACUGAUUGGAUGUUUCUCAGCAAAGGACGCAUACAAGCACAAAUCCAUCAGGGAUAAAAAUCACUUUGAAAGUUACGUACGUGACAUUACGAUGGCGGGGCAACCCGUUACCAAACAAGAAGUACCCAUUCUGUCGACAUUGGAAAACAUAAGAAUCGUACUGUUAUCAAAUGAAGGACCGGAUCCAGUUGUAAUUGUAAACCCCAAUGUUGAAAUUCUGGGAAAUUAUUCAACCGUUCUAGAAAAGAGCAAAGAUGAAGUUGUCUUGUGUCUAGAAGAGAAUACGUUUUCGAGGCUCGAACCCGUCUUCGAAUCUUCUGCCUCAAAUUCUUUAAGAGCCAUCGAAAACAAAGCCACCAGAGAACAGUUACAGCAGACUGAUAGUUCCCUAAGAUAUAAGAAAGGUGGGAGUGCUGGGAGCGAAGGCGUUGAAUUCCAAGUCAAUUUGCUGAUGGUACUCCUGUUAAAUUCCCUGAGGAACCUCAAAGACUGGAAACUGUCUACAGAAAAUAAAGAAGCAGGGAAAUUAGACGACGCAGUUCUAGAAUUGCCGGAGAGCGCGUUUUUGAUCCAAGCCAAACAUAAAGGGAAUGCGAAUGCGAGGAUAACUUUCGAUGAUCUGCUUUCCACUAAUUCGAAAAAAGACGAUUUCAGCUUGCCCAAGUAUUUUCUCUCGUACCAAGAAGUGAAAAAUGGAUUUAAAGGGAAGAAUACCAUUAUAAUUUGUACCAACGCAGGUAUCGAUAAGACGGCCUUGGAAUUUCUAGCCAACCGCAGAAUUUGCACUGAAAGUGUACUAUAUUGUGCUGACGAAAAUUAUUCAUUUCAUACAUUCAAUCUCAACAUUUUGAGCUCUUUAAAAGAAAAGGUUGGAAUAUAUCUGGAAAAAAAUUGGCAAAACAAAAAUAUUGACCGAACGGUAAUCACUGAUGAGAAUUUGAAGGAUUUUCUGGAACGAUUACAGUUUUAUUUCAAUUACCCGUUGGGCAGUAACACAGAAAAAGACACUGGAAAAUUAGUGUCUCUCCUGAAAUGUUCUGGAAAUUUUUGCGACCAAAUAUCUACUUCGGAAAUAUACGCUAAAUUAAUGAAGUGGUUUCAGCAAAAAGACGGCAUAUACUUAACUGAGACUACCGCUAAUGCCAUGCUUUUUGAAAUAAAAAGCGACCAGUACUGGCAAAAGUUGGAUAAGUAUGGCGUGUCCUUCCAAAGAAAUUUGUUGAAUGUCCAAGAUAAAAAGAAGGUGUAUUACGUUAGUGCUGAGGCAGGAUAUUUGCUGCAAGAAUUGAGAAUUCAUCAUUCUUUGAGAAACAACAAAUCUAAAAUCCUCUACGCCAGUCCCGAGGGUGGUGAAUUUCAAAAAAUAAUAGAAACAUUUAAAGUGUCACGUUAUACCAUUCUAGUAGUAAGUUUCUGUUCUAAAGGGAUUAUAGAAGAAUUUUUAAUAGGCGGGAUGUGGGACAAAUUAAGAAAAAUCUUAAAUCAGUAUGAAAAGAAGAUAGUUAUCUUAUUGGCUGAGAGAAAUAAAAAAUUAUUGGGACAAAUUGAUCUGGACAGAAGUUUUUGUGAUAUUAUCGAUGGAUCUGUAAGGUUCAAGGAUUUUUCUCAGGAUUCUCAAUCAAAAUUGCUACAGAGAAAAGUAGUUUUCCAAGGAGCAGAAGUUAGCUUAGAAGUACUACUUGAAAAUCAUAUCGAUCGGGAUUAUACAAAUGAACUAAGUUUAGAAAUAUUAGAGAAAUUAGUCCGAGAAGAACAGAUUAAAGUAGGACUAGAGGUAUAUCCAUUAGACGAACAAGUUGGCCGUUAUUAUGUUGAUCGCACCUUUAAGAAAGAAAUAAAGAGAAGUGAGGAAGAAGAGGGAGUUGGCAUGGAGAGAAUAGAAACAAUUUCAGAAGAGAAAAUAUAUACGGCGAGGCAUAAAGUAGUAGUAAUCGCUGAUGCGGCAGGGAUGGGAAAGAGUACGGUCCUUUCCCGUUUAGCGGUUACAAUUAAGAACAAAAAUCCUCAACUGUGGGUUAUACGAAUCGACCUCAGUGAUUACUCUGGAAUUUUAAAAGAUUUCAAAGAAAGAAAUAAGAUCAUAGACGUAACAGAGCUACUAGAUUUUAGAGACACUAAAUUGUCGAACCAAUUAGAAGAAGUUUUAUUUUCGAUGAAGAGAAAAGUUGUCGUUUUGAUGGACGGCGUAGAUGAGAUCAGCCCCGACUAUACGGAGCUGGUGAUAGGACUACUUGUUCAAUGCCAACAAGGAGCUAAUUUUGACAAAGUAUUCGUAACUACGAGACCCAAUAUGGCACAAGAAUUGGAAUCAAAGCUGCAAGUGAAAUCUUUCACGUUACUCCCGUUUACAGAACGCCACCAAAUACGUUUUCUAACAGAGUAUUGGGCGCAUAAUUUGAAAUUAGAUAGUAUCGAUAAGAAGAAAUGCGAGACAUACGCUUACAUACUGUUAAGAACAAUGUCGUCUUGGAUGAAUUUACAUCAAGAAGGUGAACAAAUUGGUGCGAUGCCACUACAGAUCAGAAUGUUAGCGGAGAUAUUUCAGACAAACGAUAGAUCAGAAGAAUCGAUGGAUUGGGAAGGAUGCAAAGAAUAUCUAGAAGGAAACGGAAUAUCAAAAUUACCAGAAAAAAGUAAUGUUGCAAAAAUCUACGAGAUGUUUAUUGAGAAAAAACGAAACGUCUUUAAAAUUAAGGGAAAUCCAAACGGUAAUACGGCAGCGAAUGAAGCGCUUGUUGAUCAGUUUGAGGAGUGUCUCGCUUGUCACCGUUUGCUCGCCUUAGAAGAAAUUCUACGUAAAUCAGAGUGUGAAUUGUUCUCGCAUUACCAGCCAGUAGACAGAAAUGUGGAAACAAAGAUAUCGAAGAUGGGGAUCGUACAAAUAUCGGAAAAUAGAUUCUAUUUCGUCCACAGAACUUUUGCUGAAUUUUUUGUUGGGAAAAGUCUCUUAAGCGAAUUGCAGCUUCAAGUGAAACAUAAAAAUCUAAACUUUCAAAAAUUCUUCUUCGACGAAAUAUUAUUGAAAAAAAAAUUUAAAGUAGUUCGUGUAUUUUUCGACAAUUUUCUAAAACAAAUUGUGCACGACUUACCUCCUAAUAUUUUCGAAAGUUACCGAUCUUUAAUAUAUGCUAUUGAUUUGGAAGCUACUUUUCGUUUAAUACACAGCAUGGCGGAGGAAGGCUGUACAGCAAUUCUUCGACUGCUGUUUAAAUGCAUCCACUUUAAAGUUAUCGGAGAUAAAAAUAUUGGUUUUGACCACUUUAAGCAACAUAUCUUUAAAUGCAUCUCUUCAAACGUAUUGAUUGUUUUAGAUGUCCUUGUACGAGAGGGAGGAGUCAAUAUUUGUGAUGAAUUUAAUAGGACACCAUUACUGUCCGCUACUCAACGAGAACAUUUGGAAAUGGUGAAAUUUUUAGUUGAACAAGGUGCGAAUUUGAACCCUAUAAAACCAGUAGUGACGCCGUUGUGGUUUGCCGUACGAGGUUCUCAGUUCGAUGUGUUGAAAUUCAUGGUGCUGCAUGGAGCAGAUUUGAAAAUAAGAGACUAUCACGAUUACUCAAUAUUGUACAAUGCCAUAUCUACAAGUAACGUGGAAAAAGUUGAAUUCCUUCUGGAUUACACUUUACAGUACAACAGAUGGGAAGAAAUAGGAUCGAUUAUUCCGUACACGGCCGCAUAUUUGGGCCAAUUAAAUACUCUCGAAGGUUUAAUAAAAGAAGGUUUGAAUAUACACGUCACAGUAGAAAAGGGCGAAACCCUGAUUUUAGGCGCGGCACGUGGAGGACAAAUAGAAACUGUUAAAUAUUUAAUGAGACACGAUGCCGAUAUCAAUAGUACGGAUGAGGAUGGCAACACGGCGCUUCAUUUAAUAGCCAACCGGCCCGCGUUUGUCUCGACCGCUAAAGAUUUAGUGGAAUUGGGCAUUGACGUUAACGUUAAAAAUUAUCGCGGGGACACAGCGCUGCACUUAGCCAUCAGUUCACUGGGUAUGACGGAAUUUCUAGUCAAAAGUGGCACGGAUGUGAACAGUAGAAACCAAAAUGGGACAACGGCGCUCUGUUUAGCUGCCUCUUGCGGUCAACUGGAAACAGUAAAGUUUCUCGUGGAACACGCUUCAGAUAUCAACGUUACGGACAACGCCGGCAAUACCGCGCUACAUUCAGCUGCAGGAGCUGAUUUGAACACUGUCAAAUAUCUUUUGCGACGUGGAGUUGAUGUUAACGUAAAAAACAAUAACGGCUACUUACCGCUGCAUAGUGCAGCUCUACAAGGUGAUUCAGAAAUUGCAAAAUUCCUUGUAUUGGAGUGCGGUGUAGAUGUUAACGCUAGAGAUGCUACAGGAAGCACGGCGUUAUAUGUGGCCCUUCGGGGAGGUCAGCGUUACGUUAUUGAAUGUCUUGUGGAACUUGGCGCGGGCGUUAAUAUCGAUAACGGCCUGGGCUUCACGGCACUGCAUCUCGCUGCUAGUAAUGGUUUAUUGGAUAUUGUCAAAUCCCUUGUAGAUCUUGGUGCUGAUAUUAAUAACAAAGACGCAAGCGGCCAUACUUCAUUACAUUUAUCCGCGUUAAACAGCAGAUGGCAGAUUGUUAAAUUUCUUAUGGAACUCGAUUCAAAUCUUGAUAUGGGAGUAAACGAUCGCGAGAUAGUGGUAAAUUUAGCUUCCAAAGUAAGGAACGUCUUAUAUCCUUAUGGUCGAGGAAGUCUACAUGAAGCUGCCGCAAACGGUAACUUACGGAUUAUAAAAGUUCUCUUGAAGCUUGGCGUGAAUGUAGAUAUGGUAGAUCAUAAUGGGUGUACACCAUUGCACGUAGCCUCUUCAUGUCUGGUAACCACCGUUAAAUUCCUUGUAGAACACGGCGCAGAUAUUAAUAUUAAAGACCGUAGAGGAGGCACGGCACUGCAUCAUGCCGUUUGUACUAGUCAGUGGGACGUAAUUAAAUUCUUUUUGGAACGUGGCGUGAACAUUAACAUUACCGACAAUGACGGCUCGACACUAUUACAUUAUGCUGCUAGGAGUGGUCAGUGGGAUAUUAUAGAGUUCUUUCUGAACCGAGGGAUUGACGUAAAUGUUAGAAAUAUUUACGGUCUGGUGCCGAUACAAUUUGCAGUUAUGAGCUGUUCGCGGUUUACGCUUAAUGCACUUUUGGAACGUGGCGCAGAUGUGAACAACAGAGACGACGAUGGUCGUACGGCGCUGCAUUUCGCUGCGUCUGGAGGUAAUUUAGACGCCGUCAAAUUUCUUGUGGAAAGUGGCAUCGACACCUCUGUUAGGGACAACAGUGGGCGCACGUGGCUCCAUUUUGGCGCUUUGGACACUGUCAAUUUUAUUCUAGAUCUUGGCAUAGAUGUAAACGUUAGAGAUAACGACGGACGCACGCCACAACACUGCGCGGCCGAGAAGGGUCAGUUAAAUAAAGUUGAAGUGCUCGUGAUGCGUGGUUCCGAGCUCAAUAUUAGAGACAGCCAUGGCCGUACCGCCUUGCUCUUAGCAGCCGCAGCGAAUAAAUGGACGGUAGCGGAGCAUCUUAUGCGGUUCGCUUUUGAUGUUAAUAUGAAAGAUAAUACCGGACGCACGGUGUUGCACUUCGCUGCUUUGAUUGGACACUUGAACAUGGUGGAGCGCGUCGUGGAACUUGGUGGAGAUGUUAACAUCCAAGAUGACGCUGGCCGCACGGUACUGCAUUUAACAGCUUUACAGGAUUUUUCGGUUGCACUCCCUAUUCGUGGCUUUUGUAAUACGGAUGAUAUGGUCAGGACAUAUUGGAACAUUGUCAAGUUCUUAGUAGAGAAAGGCGCAGAUAUUGAUACCAAAGACUACGCGAAGGACACGGCUGCUAUGUUGGCUAUAAGGGGAGGAAAUUACCAUCUGCUUCAGCACCUCGAGCCAAAAAAUAAAUAAUAAUUGUACAACACACAUAUGCUACACUGAUGCAAACAAUUUUUUUUUGAAAAAUUUUCGAAAUAAUUUUGGAAUUUCUUUCCCGAUACGACCAUUUUUCACCUAAAUACAG
Messenger RNA from Anoplophora glabripennis (Asian longhorned beetle), 6314 nucleotides. RefSeq lists its product as uncharacterized. NCBI's taxonomy places the organism in Eukaryota, Metazoa, Arthropoda, Insecta, Coleoptera, Cerambycidae. The record is from RefSeq and is a predicted model, not a curated record. The coding region runs from base 92 to 6202 and encodes 2036 amino acids. Gene Ontology annotation, molecular function: protein binding. The transcript has 2 exons.